Molecule: messenger RNA, 783 nt
Organism: Salpingoeca rosetta
Lineage: Eukaryota; Choanoflagellata; Craspedida; Salpingoecidae
Exons: 5
Coding region: 1-783 (260 amino acids)
Cellular component (GO): endoplasmic reticulum membrane; dehydrodolichyl diphosphate synthase complex
Molecular function (GO): ditrans,polycis-polyprenyl diphosphate synthase [(2E,6E)-farnesyl diphosphate specific] activity
Source: RefSeq, a predicted model, not a curated record
AUGUUGUAUGGCAUGCUGCAUGCUGUGCUGUGCUUUGUGUUGUGGCUGUCCACGACGCUGCAAGGGCUAUGGAGGAGCGUGCGUGAGCUGUACAUGCUACCACUCGCCUUCUCGGGACUCUCAGUUAGGCAAAUACAGCAGCGGGCGCGCAGAUGGCAGAAAAUACCUGCCCACAUCUGCUUGGCAGUGACGGAUGGCCCUGUCACCUACGAACCGCUGGCCCGCCUCGUCAUGUGGUGCAUGGCAUCAGGCGUCAAACACAUCACCAUAUGGGACAACCAAGGGCUGUGCAAGGGAUCGUCGAGCCUGCUGCGUCAAUAUUUGCAAAAGGCGCAUGUGGCGUACUUUGGGAGCUCGUGUGCAAGCCACCCGCUUGUGUUUGACGAAGCAAUACUGGCUGCAUCGCAAAAGCGGCCGUGUGCUUCCACAACUCCCGAAGAAGAAGGGUGCAAGGGAGCAGAUGUGCAGUCGGGAACUGGCACUCGCAUACACUUUUGCGACGACGACGAAGGCAGACCGGCCAUCGUCAAAGCGGUACAAGAGGCGGCGCGCCUGCAGAGGAAUGUUGAUGUUGCGUGGCUCGACGCAAAGCUCACAGCGACUGUGCCUGAACUUGAUCUUGUGCUGAUGUUUUCGCGGGAACCCGUCCUUCACGGCCUCCUGCCCUGGCACAUGCGCGUUGCUGAGAUCUUGUUCUGUGGGCCUCAUCGCCACGUAACUGCCCGCACGUUUAUUCGCGCCAUGAACUCGUUUUCUAGGUGUGAGCAGCGCUUUGGCAGGUGA